UUUUUUAAAACUAGGCUCUCUGUCCAAAGUCCCCUUGUCUCAAAAACACAAGUACCUAUCACUAUUCCCUUUCUUCAUUCUCCCCUACUCUCUUCCACUACAUACAAAUCCAAACCAUUAACCCUUCCUUAACUAAACUACCUUUUCUUCUUCUUCACAUUCAACAACACUCAACUUUCUUGUUUUUUCCACCAACAAAAACAUCACUUUUUCCACUUUUUGCAGAAACCACUACCACUGUUUUCUUUGAUCCAGCUAAAAUGGGUUGUUGCUAUUCAAGACUAGAGAGGGAAGAAACUGUGACGCAUUGCAAAUCAAGGAAACGUUACAUGAAAAACCUGGUACAAGCAAGACAUGCUUUUUCAGCUGCGCAUGUUAUGUACAUUCGAUCUCUUCGUUCAACUGGUUCAGCUUUGUUUCACUUUGCUAACGCUGAAAAAACCACUCAUGUUAAUCACCAUCUUCCACCUGAGCCACAGCCAAUUCUUCCACCUCCGCCGCCGCGUGCUCCGUCGUCAAUGCCUCCUCCUCCUCCACCGCCGAUGAGUCCGAGUUUGAGUUCUUAUACUUGGACUUCCGGGACGGGUUCGUCUCCUCUUCCUCCGCCUCCGCCGCCGCCUCCUCCUCCCCCGGUGAUGUCCUCCGGUUGGGAUUUAUGGGAUCCAUUCAUGCAGCAGCAGCAGCAGCAGCCUCCGCCUCCUUCGUCGAGGUCGGCUACCGAGGAAGAGUGGGAAGCUACGACAACUACUGGCUCUGAGGUGGUUGUGAUGGCUGGUGGGGCUGCGGCGAGUAUGGCGACUCCGUCGUCUGGUGUGGUGGGGUUUUCUAAGGAAACGCCUAGUGAGCUUGCAAUGGUGGUUUCUAGAAACAGUAAAGAUCUGGUUGAAGUUAUCAAAGAGCUUGAUGAUUACUUUCUCAAAGCUGCUGAUGCUGGCUCUCAUGUUUCAUUUCUGUUACAAGUUCCAACUUCUGGUUUUUCUGAUUAUAGUAAAGCAAGUAAAAUGUACGGAAAUGGAUGGAGUUUGAGUCCAUCAAUGUGGGCUUGGGGUUCUUCCAGUCCUAAAUUGAAUGGAUUUGGCAAGCUGACUCAGGAGGUUUCUGUUGGUAGUUUUAGGGCUAAUAAUGGUGUUGGAAAUGGUGGACAUUCCUCUACUGUUGAGAGGCUAUAUGCAUGGGAGAAGAAAUUGUACCAAGAGGUCAAGAAUGCUAAAUUAAUAAAGAUGGAGCAUGAGAAGAAGGUGGCAAUGGUAAGGAAGUUAGAGAUGAGAAGUGCGGACUAUUUGAGGACAGAAAAGGCGAAGAAAGAAGUGGAGAAAUUAGAAUCACAAAUAAUGGUUUCUUCGCAAGCCAUUGAUAGUACAUCGGCCGAAAUCGUCAAAUUAAGGGAGAUAGAGCUUUACCCUCAACUCAUUGAGCUUGUCAAAGGGUUGAUGUGCAUGUGGAGAAGCAUGUAUGAGUGUCAUCAAGUCCAGAUGCAUAUAGUCCAGCAACUGGAAUACCUUAAUACCAUCCCGUCAAAUAACCCGACGUCUGAAAUUCAUAGGCAAUCAACGCUUCAAUUGGAGCUUGAGGUACAACAAUGGCACCAGUCCUUUUGCAACCUCUUUAAAGCUCACCGGGAUUAUAUUGAAUCCCUCUCGGGUUGGCUAAGGCUCAGCCUUUACCAGUUUAGCCGAAACCCUCUUAGCAGAACAUCUGAGGAGUCAAAGAUAUACACUCUCUGCGAACAAUGGCACCUUGCUGUUGAGCAUAUACCUGACAAGGUAGCGUCCGAAGGAAUAAAAAGCUUGUUGACCGUUAUUCACGCGAUUGUAGUUCAACAGACGGAGGAACAUAAGCAAAAGAAGAAGUCGGACUACGCGUUCAAAGAGUUUGAGAAGAAGGUGGUUCAGCUUAGAUCCUUGGAGUGCAAGUACGGUCCUUACUCCAUGUCGGAACGGUCUGGUUCUGUGAGAAGAACGAAGGACCCUGUCGUGGAGAAGCGAGCUAAGGUGGAAGCUAUGAGAGCGAAGGCUGAAGAAGAGAAAACAAAGCAUGAAAAGGCUGUGAGUGUGACAAGGGCAAUGACACUGAAUAACUUGCAAAUGGGUUGUCCUCAAGUUUUUCAAGGGAUUGUAGGGUUUUCAAGUGUGUGCAUGGAGGCUUUUGAGUCUGUAUACAACAAAGCUAAAGUUGCCGAACAAGAGCGCGACGUGAAGAGAAUAUUACCAUAGGAGAAAUUACUUGGGUAUGUAUAGAUAGAUGAUCAAUCCCAUUUUGCCCAUGUGAUAUGUAGAUUGCAAUGUAGCACUUUCACUUAAGAUUGAAGUCUCAUCUUGUGUUCGACGUCGACACCACACCAACCAUCCGCAGUUACAUUCAAAUAUAUGACUUUUCAAAUUAUUAAUGAUGUCGCAGUGUCAAAUGUAGAUGUUGUAUCAUGAACUGUGGUAUACUGAUACCCCUGCAAACCAACUGUGAUGAAGGUGAAUGAAAGAGUGAAAUACAAUUGCCUUUUUUUUAA
This is a messenger RNA of Lathyrus oleraceus (garden pea), 2503 nucleotides long. RefSeq names its product protein ALTERED PHOSPHATE STARVATION RESPONSE 1. The coding region runs from base 261 to 2213 and encodes 650 amino acids. Lineage: Eukaryota; Viridiplantae; Streptophyta; Magnoliopsida; Fabales; Fabaceae. The record is from RefSeq and is a predicted model, not a curated record. The transcript has 4 exons.